Messenger RNA from Bombus pyrosoma, 2073 nucleotides. It is a transcript of the gene Ero1L, whose product is annotated as ero1-like protein. Gene Ontology annotation, cellular component: endoplasmic reticulum membrane; endoplasmic reticulum. Gene Ontology annotation, molecular function: protein-disulfide reductase activity; FAD binding; thiol oxidase activity. Gene Ontology annotation, biological process: protein folding in endoplasmic reticulum. The coding region runs from base 477 to 1892 and encodes 471 amino acids. The transcript is spliced from 8 exons. NCBI's taxonomy places the organism in Eukaryota, Metazoa, Arthropoda, Insecta, Hymenoptera, Apidae. The record is from RefSeq and is a predicted model, not a curated record.
UUUACAUUUAAUAUUAUGACAUAAUAUUUAAUAAAUAGUUAAAUAUGUAUUAUAAUAAUUAAAUUAGAAAGUUAGUAAGAAAAAUACAUGUCUGUGGCAGCGUGAUUGUAGUCACGUCACGUUAAGAUUACAGGUCGUCUGCUACAGAUGAGAUAAAACAUUCCAGAUGUGUGAAAUACCGUUACAAUUUAGCUUGACUUAAAUAUGUAAUAGAAUAAAAAAUAUAACACUUGUAUAAAUGUAGGUGGAUUUGUGUAUAUUUAAUAGAGGGACAUUUAAUGGAACAACAUUAAUCAAUAAGCAAUACAAUGAAAGCAUCAAUAAAGUUUACUUUUGACAGGGUAAUUUACGUUUCUGGUGGCACGUAGUCUAGUCGGUGUUAUAAAAGGAGGAAACCUCGGUUAGUACCGCGGUGACGUACGAUAACUAUUAUCAAUUAGAAAACGUGACUGAUAGGUAUACCAGUGAAUUUAAUUAUGAAGUGCGAAACCAGUGAAAAUAUGUUCGGCAUAUUAAUAUUAUUUGCGACGUUUUUACCUUCUAUUGUACAUUCCAAUUAUUUUGGAACGAACAAUGAAAAGAAUGAUCAAUGCUUCUGUAAGUUGAAGGGAUCAAUUGAUGACUGCAGUUGUAAUGUGGAUACAGUGGAUUACUUUAAUAAUAUGAAAAUUUAUCCAAGAGUUCAGAGUCUUCUAGUCAGAGAUUAUUUUCGCUUUUAUAAAGUAAAUUUAAAACAAGAAUGCCCUUUCUGGGCUGAUGAUAGUAAAUGUGCUAUAAGAUACUGUCAUGUACAACCUUGUCAGGAAGAAGACAUUCCAGAUGGUUUAAAAGGAGAUAUAUUAAAGAACAGUCAUUUUAAUGAAAGUCCUGCGGAUAAAUAUAAAGCUUCAACGCAAUAUGAUGAUUGCUUACAUAGGACUAAAGAUCAUAAUAAAGAACUGGGCUAUCUAAACACAACAAUUAGUUCAGAGAACUACAAAGAUUUUGAAUUAUGGAAACAAUAUGAUGAUGCUCAAGAUAAUUUUUGCGUGAAGGAGUCUAGUCCUGGAGAAUAUGUGGACCUUUUGCUAAAUCCAGAAAGAUAUACAGGUUAUAAAGGACAGAGUGCGCAUAGGAUAUGGCGUAGUAUUUAUAAGGAAAAUUGUUUUAGACCUGAAAAUUCGCCACAUAAUUUUAUUCAAUCUUCAAAAAUAAAUGGGAUGUGUCUGGAAAAAAGGGUAUUCUAUCGUGUUAUAUCAGGGCUUCAUACUAGUAUUAAUAUUCAUUUGUGUUCAAAAUACUUGUUGUCACCAAAAGACAAUUUAGAGAUAGUGCCUGGUGGCCGAUGGGGCCCUAAUUUGCAAGAGUUUCAAAAAAGAUUUUCACCAGAGGAAACAGGAGGUGAAGGUCCAAAUUGGUUAAAAAAUUUAUAUUUUACUUAUCUGCUUGAAUUAAGAGCUUUGGCAAAAGCUGCACCGUAUUUGGAAAGAGAAGAAUAUUACACUGGUAACAAAGCACAAGAUAAAGACACCCGUUUGGCAAUGAAUGAUAUUUUAAAUGUUGUUAAAUCAUUUCCUGAUCAUUUCAAUGAAAGCGUUAUGUUUACUGGCGGAGCUGAGGCUCAGUUAUUGAAGGAACAAUUCAGACAACAUUUUAGGAAUAUAUCUCGUAUUAUGGACUGUGUAGGGUGCGAUAAGUGUAAACUUUGGGGAAAACUUCAAACGCAUGGUUUGGGCACAGCAUUAAAAAUUCUGUUCUCAGGAAAAUUCGACAGAUGGGAAUCAACAUUAAAUAAUUUUAAUAGAAAGAAAUUUUUCUUGGAAAGAAGCGAAAUUGUUGCACUUAUAAACGCUAUCGGAAGAUUGUCAGAAAGUAUCUUUGAGUUGGAUAAAUUUAGACAAAUGAUGAGAUAGCAGAAUACAGACUAAUAAUCAGACGAUUAAGUUACUUUGAUAAAAUACAUCACACAAAUCUUUAUAUUUAUAUUACCCUUGAUUAUUUAGAUUUAUACACUUAAUUAUAUAGUAACUUUAUAAAAUAACUGAUUUUUGUAUCAGUUAUAAAUUAUUUAAAAAUUUUAUAUUUAUACUUAAA